Molecule: messenger RNA, 3174 nt
Organism: Arctia plantaginis
Lineage: Eukaryota; Metazoa; Arthropoda; Insecta; Lepidoptera; Erebidae
Source: the annotation of a GenBank genome assembly
AUGGCUAACGAAAGCGAAGUUAGAUCUCUAAUGUCGUUGUCGUCACGAUCUGAAGGCAGUACAGCUGCGCAGAUGCGGAGUCGAUGGCGGAAUGCUCCAUUGCACGAACGAUGUUCCAUGAACGAUAUGGUUAAGUUAAAGGAUGCUUUCGAGUCAGCUUACAAGAACAUAAUGAUGGCCAACGAGUUUAGAACUUUAUUAAAAGUUUUGCUUAAUGUGGAAUAUGAUGACGAAGAGUACAAGAUUUUAUUUCUCAAGAUAAACACAAGUCGUUCGGGUGAGAUAAAUUGGGAUGAGUUGGUAUCACAUCUGAUCCUGGGCUACUUUGGUAACGACGCAGAAAACCAGCGGGAAAGUCUGCAACCACCCAUUAUGGGCUUACCAACGGUUAUGCGCUCGCAGCACAGGCAUCCUGUAUCCAGAGUAUGCUUUAGCCCUGAUGUCGCUAAGGAUCGAACGACAGACCCUAUGCAAGGAACCUACAUGACGGCAAGUCGUGACGGCAUGAUCAACUGGUGGUCUCUCGACAUGAGCCUGUUGAGGACCGCCUACUCCUCUAGCCCUCACUUGAAGGUGCGCACGACGUGGGUGACAGACAUGGUUUGCAUGCCAGACGUGAAUAUCAUUGUGACGAGUUCCACGGAGCGAGACCUUCGCUUCUACGACUGCACCGCUGGAACCUUUACCCUCAAAAUUGUAAUCAGCAGCUGGGAGGAUAUGAUCUGCACAAUGCACUACCAUUUCGAAGCGGAUGAGAAGGAGAAAUGUAUCUUGAUAUGCGGCGACGUGGGAGGUAACAUGCGCGUGCUUCUCUUCUCCCCUAUCAAGCGUGGGCCCUUCCGCAACGAGGCGGGCCGCGCGCUCAUACAGCUCAGGCACGUUGAUCUGCAGCGGAAACCCCACCUUCUGCCGGAAUUGAAGUUAGUGGAGCUGACCCGUAUCCACGCGGAGUGGGUGCGUCAGGUGUCGUACUAUGCGUCGUUGCACUGCGUGGUCUCCUGCGCCACGUGCCCUGACUCUCUGCUCAUGUGUGACAUGUAUGGCUCCAAGACACACAACAUGUUCAGAGUCGACAAGGGUAUCCAGUGCUUUGCGUUUGAUGAGGAAGCUCACGUGCUGGUAACGGGUGGACCAGACUGCAUAGUACGAGUAUGGAGCCCAUUCGUACCCACCAAGGCCAACGUCAUCUUUCUGGGUCACCACGCUGGCAUCACCUGUGUGGUACUGCAGAACUCGGGACAAACCAUUUAUUCCCUUUCUCGGGACAGAGUCAUUAAAGUUUGGGAUGUGCAGGGUCAGGUGUGCAUACAGACGUACAUAGACAUUCCUUCAGUGGUAGGAGAGAGAACACCAAUAUCUGCUGUGUACCAGCCAGGGACUCGGGAGUUUGUUCUAGCAGCCAUCAAGAUCGCCAUCGUAGUGCUGGACGAGCAGCUGAACCCUCAACAUACAGAUGGGUUUACGCACUCCCGCGCAGUUGCCAAGGUGCUGUACAAUCCACUGUUCAAGGUCAUCAUCACUUGUGGCAUGGACAGUAUCAUUAUUAAUUGGAAUCCAGUUACUGGUCAACGCAACGUAAUGGUCCGUGACGCGCACACCCGUUUGCUGCACGGCGAGCUCAUUCCCGUGGAGAUCACGGCCGGGUGUUUCGACCCUGGGUACCAGCUGCUUCUAACUGGCGCUAGGAAUGGGGAGCUCAAGGUGUGGAAUUUUAACACAGGUCUUUGCUUGAGGAUUAUGACCAUAGAACAUAUGUGCGAAGUUACCAACUGUUUCUGGGUCGAAGGCAGGAUUCUAGCCGUGGGUUGGAACCGCCACGUGACAGAGUUUGAAGACACAGGCAUGGCGAUGACGGGCAAGGCAUGGGAGACGCGCCAUUCAGAUGAUGUGUUAGCUGCGGCAUCCAGACCCCCUAUUUCUCUUGCGACUGCAUCUUACAACUCAGAGCUUCUGCUGUGGAAGAUGGAGACGGGCCAACCGUACAGACGUUUCUCAUGCACGGAGCCAAUGUUGCGCAUCAAGAUGCACUACAACAGGCGAGAAUCCACUAAGACAGGUGCUGGGACAACCAAAGAGGGUGGUCAAAGAAAGAGUUUUACUUCGUUCCGGAAACCCAGCGUCCGCGAUUCUAUCGAUACUGCCACAGCGGUGCAGAAGGCUUACGCGCGCCGCGUGUCCACGGUGACGGUACCCUCGCGCGUUCAGAACAUGCGCCAUCUCUCCGUGCACGCCAUGAUCUUCCUGCUCACGAGACCGUUCUCAAUGCAUGUUGCUUCCCUCAUGGUCGCGCUGGAGAACGGCCAGGUGCAAUGUUGGUCUGACCACCCGGCGGGCGGGUUCCAGGGCUCGUUCCAAGUCCACCACGCCGCCGGGGACUACGUGGCAGCCUUCGCCACGGAUAUCGACAACGAGUUCCUAUUUACGGGAACCACUUUCGGAUACGUCAAAGUAUGGCUUAUGAGUAACUACCUCAGGAAUGAAAAGGUGCACGUGAACAUGUGUCGCCUUCGGCUGAAGUUCCCGUUCCUGUGGCGCGACCGCAUCGAGGGUCGUGCUAAGCGCUGCGUCCGUGAUCAGCCGCUGCCGGUGCUGCUCAACAGCUACCGAGCGCACCUGCGCUGCAUCACCACCAUGGCGUACAUUGAUGAACUGGAGCUACUCUUCACUGGCAGUUCAGACUACAGCGUCCGCGUUUGGCGAUUAUCCGGGGAGUACUUGCAGACGUUGGGCAGCUUCUUGCCCUGGACCCUCGAGCUCACAAGGUUCCCACCUGACGUUAAAAAAGUCGCCAGCUUCACCACAUUCAAGGUAUGGCGCGGCGGGUGGGUGUCGCGCUACGUGCCCGGGCAGGUGGAGGUGGACAAGUUGCGCGACAUCACGGAGCUGGAGCUCAAGACCAAGACGUUCGGCGCGCCGCCCGAGGAGCCGCUGCUCGGCCACUACUACAAACUGCCGAAGCGACCGGACAGACAAGACACGAUCAUACUCAACGAUUCCUUACAAACGAUCCCGCUGUACGCGCACCUGCGCAUGGCAUCGACGCAGCCGGUGCGGCGGCCGCCCACGCCCGAGCUGGUGCGCGAGACGCGCCUCAAGCGCCAGCUGCACCAACUCAAGCACACGCACUUCGACAACACCGAGGCUCCGAACCCUGACCCACCCGCCAAGACCUGA